AUGAAACCAAAACCUCUGAAAAGUGUGUAAUUUUUAUUUUUUUUUCCCCUUCAACGAUGGCAAAGAUAGAGAUGGAAGUGGUAAAGGGUCUUGACAUAGAGAGAUACAUGGGACGGUGGUACGAGAUAGCCUCGUUCCCGUCGAGGUUUCAGCCCAAGAAUGGCGUGAACACAAGGGCGACGUACACGCUGAAAGAAGAUGGGACGGUGAAUGUGGUGAACGAGACUUGGACUGACGGCAAAAGGGGUUACAUACAAGGCACUGCCUACAAGGCUGAUCCCAAGAGUGAUGAGGCCAAGCUCAAAGUCAAGUUCUAUGUGCCUCCCUUUUUGCCCAUCAUCCCGGUUGUUGGUGAUUACUGGGUUUUGUACAUUGAUCCUGAUUACCAGGUUGCCCUUAUUGGCCAGCCCACCAGGAAGUACCUUUGGAUAUUGAGCAGGAAGACUCAUAUAGAUGAGGAUAUAUACAACCAGCUCGUUCAGAGAGCCGUGGAUGAGGGCUACGAUGUGAGCAAACUACACAAGACCCCACAGAGUGACCCUCCCCCGGAAGGAGAUGAAGGCCCCAAGGACACUAAGGGCAUCUGGUGGAUCAAAUCCAUCUUUGGAAAAUAGUUGUGAAAUAGCAUUUUGUGAUUUCAGUACACAGAUUAUAAAUAUGUUAAAUGCCGUUUGCAGAUUCUAGAUACUGGAUGUUUAGUGUUUUCUGAAUUUUCUGUUUGUUGAUAUCUGUAGUGUGAAUAUUACACUUUUAUGGAUGCAAA
Morus notabilis is the source of this 763-nucleotide messenger RNA. Its product is annotated as temperature-induced lipocalin-1. Lineage: Eukaryota; Viridiplantae; Streptophyta; Magnoliopsida; Rosales; Moraceae. The record is from RefSeq and is a predicted model, not a curated record. The transcript has 2 exons. Bases 57 to 614 code for a protein of 185 amino acids.